Messenger RNA from Pochonia chlamydosporia 170, 663 nucleotides. RefSeq lists its product as hypothetical. NCBI's taxonomy places the organism in Eukaryota, Fungi, Ascomycota, Sordariomycetes, Hypocreales, Clavicipitaceae. The record is from RefSeq and is a predicted model, not a curated record. The coding region runs from base 1 to 663 and encodes 220 amino acids. The transcript has 2 exons.
AUGCCACCGGCACUGGAGACGGCAAUUGCAGGUCUAUUGGUCAUUCUAGGAUAUCGAAAGAGACGAUUUCGCGCUGCUCGAUGUGUCGUCACAAAAAGACUACAACAUAUCAGUGCCAAAUAUGCACUUAAUUACGAUGAAACUUCCUACAAACUGCUCGCCGAGCUUGAAGAGACAGUCAGUGAAGAUCCACUAGAACUCGGCCACUUUGGAGAUGAAACCCAUGAUGCUGCAGACCCUGAGGCAGCGCGAUUGUCUAUGGCAUGUACAAGGACGUUGAACUCGUCGCACAUUGGCCGUCUUAUAUGCAAAGGCACAGACCUCGCUGACAAGGAAACAUUCGCGCCAACAUUAAUUGUGGUACCGAGCAAAGCCAUAUAUCAACAUUUCCAUGAACUUCAGGAGGCGUUUCCCAUGCUGCGCCUCAAGGUCUUCUAUGGUGAUCCUGGAUCUAUGCCAACAAAGCGAAUUCCCAGGGGUGUAUACCUGAAAACGAAUCAGCUAAAGAGUUUAUUGAUUGAAUGCCAAGAGCAUUCAGACAAGCCAUGGGUCGACAGCGGGAACGACAACGUCAAGACUACUUUAAGUCUACCAACAGAAGUUCACCUGGAACUUCGCGAAUCAAUCAAAAUAUGCCUACUGCAAGGUGUAUCACAAGAAUGA